Drosophila nasuta is the source of this 4295-nucleotide messenger RNA. RefSeq names its product xanthine dehydrogenase rosy (gene ry). The transcript is spliced from 5 exons. Bases 174 to 4193 code for a protein of 1339 amino acids. Gene Ontology annotation, molecular function: xanthine dehydrogenase activity; FAD binding; molybdopterin cofactor binding. The record is from RefSeq and is a predicted model, not a curated record. NCBI's taxonomy places the organism in Eukaryota, Metazoa, Arthropoda, Insecta, Diptera, Drosophilidae.
CGUCAGAACGAUUUCGUGACUUGAACGUGGCGGUUGUAUUUACGAGUGCGCAUAUUGCCGAGGCAGUUCGUUAUUUUAUUUAAUUUUAGCCUAUAAGUAUCGCUGUCAACGCACUUAACAAAUACGAAAAAUAUUCUAAUUUGAAAGUAAACAAUUUUAAAUAUCAACGGGAGAUGUCGAAAACCGAAGCGCCUACAUCAGUUUUAGUAUUCUUUGUGAAUGGGAAAAAGGUGACUGAUGACAAGCCCGAUCCGGAAUGUACACUGCUUAUCUACCUGCGUGACAAACUGCGUUUAUGUGGUACCAAAUUGGGCUGUGGCGAGGGAGGAUGCGGUGCAUGCACGGUGAUGAUCUCCCGCUUAGAUCGUGACAGAAAUAAGAUUAAGCAUUUGGCAGUUAAUGCUUGUCUAACCCCAGUAUGUGCCAUGCAUGGUUGCGCCGUGACCACGGUGGAGGGCAUUGGAAGCACGAGAACGCGGCUGCAUCCGGCGCAGGAACGUUUAGCCAAAGCACACGGCUCGCAGUGUGGCUUCUGCACCCCAGGCAUAGUGAUGUCCAUGUAUGCAUUGCUGCGGAAUGCAGCACAACCAUCGAUGCGUGAUCUGGAGGUGGCAUUUCAAGGGAAUUUGUGUCGCUGCACCGGUUAUCGUCCUAUCCUGGAGGGCUAUAAGACGUUCACCAAGGAAUUCGCUUGCGGCAUGGGUGACAAGUGUUGUCGCGUGAAUGGCAAUGGUUGUGGAGUUGAAAACGAAGCUGAAACUGAUGACAAACUUUUUGAACGCAGCGAGUUUCAGCCCUUUGAUCCUAGCCAAGAACCCAUCUUUCCUCCGGAAUUGCAACUAAAUAAAUCCUAUGAUGAAGAAAGUCUCAAUUUUCAUUCGGAUCGCGUGUCUUGGUAUCGACCAACGACGCUGCAGGAACUGUUACAGCUGAAGGCACAAUAUCCGGCUGCCAAACUGAUUGUGGGCAACACAGAGGUGGGCGUGGAGGUGAAGUUUAAGCACUUUCUCUAUCCCGUGCUCAUCAAUCCCAUCAAAGUGCCCGAAUUGCUGGAGCUGCGUGAAACCGACGAGAGCAUUUACUUUGGAGCCGCUGUAAGUCUGAUGGAGAUUGAUGCCUAUCUGCGUCGACGAAUCGAGGAGCUGCCCGAGGAGCAGACCCGCUUCUUCCAGUGCACAGUGGACAUGCUGCACUACUUUGCUGGCAAACAGAUUAGGAAUGUGGCCUGUCUUGGUGGCAAUAUUAUGACUGGCAGUCCCAUCUCCGACAUGAACCCGGUGCUAACUGCAGCGGGAGCCAGAUUGGAAGUCGCCAGUCUUGAUGGUGGCCGACGCUCGGUUCACAUGGGCAGUGGCUUCUUUACGGGCUAUCGCCGUAAUGUGCUCAAACCAGAAGAGAUACUGUUGGGCAUACACUUUCAGAAGACGACACCCGAUCAGCAUUUUGUAGCCUUUAAGCAGGCACGUCGACGUGACGAUGACAUUGCCAUCGUCAAUGCUGCCAUUAAUGUGCAUUUUGAGCCGGGUUCGAAUGUGGUGCAGCGCAUCUAUAUGGCCUUUGGUGGAAUGGCGCCCACAACUGUGCUGGCACCCAAAUCCUCGGAGCUAAUGGUUGGGCAGCGAUGGAAUCAAGAGCUCGUCGAGCGUGUGUCCGAAAGUUUAUGUGAGGAGUUGCCAUUGGCUGCCUCGGCGCCCGGUGGUAUGAUUGCCUAUCGACGCGCCUUGGUGGUCAGCUUGUUCUUCAAAUCUUAUUUGUCCAUUAGCCGCAAAUUGUGCGACGCUGGCAUUAUGCCACCCAAUGCGGUGCCCAAGGAUGAAAUCAGUGGUGCCGAUGGAUUCCAUACGCCUGCACUACGCAGCGCUCAACUGUUCGAGCGUGUGUCCAGCGAUCAGCCGAGCUACGAUCCAGUUGGUAAGCCAAAAGUCCAUGCUGCUGCACUGAAACAGGCAACUGGCGAGGCCAUUUAUACCGAUGACAUUCCACGCAUGGAUGGCGAACUCUAUUUGGGCUUUGUGCUCAGCACCAAGGCAAAAGCCAAGUUGACUAAGGUGGAUGCCAGCGAAGCACUAGCUUUGGAGGGCGUACACCACUUCUUCAGUGCCAAGGACAUCACAGAGCAUGAGAACGAGGUGGGUCCAGUGUUUCACGACGAGCACGUCUUUGCUGCUGGCGAAGUGCAUUGCAUUGGACAGAUUAUUGGUGCCAUUGCUGCUGACAAUCAGACGUUGGCUCAACGGGCUGCUCGCUUGGUGCGCGUGGAGUACGAGGAGCGCACACCAGUUAUUGUCACUAUCGAACAGGCCAUCGAGCACAAAUCCUUCUUUCCCGACUAUCCACGUUACAUUAACAAGGGUGAUGUCGAGAAGGCGCUUGAGGAGGCGGAUCACGUGUACGAGGGCAGUUGUCGAAUGGGUGGCCAGGAACAUUUCUAUCUGGAGACCCACGCAGCGGUCGCUGUACCUCGCGAUAGCGAUGAGCUGGAGCUAUUUUGCUCCACACAGCAUCCGUCCGAAGUGCAAAAAUUGGUCUCGCAUGUGAUCUCUGUGCCUGCGCAUCGCAUUGUGUGUCGUGCCAAGCGACUUGGUGGUGGUUUUGGUGGAAAGGAAUCGCGAGGCAUCUCGGUAGCUUUGCCUGUGGCUCUGGCUGCCUAUCGGCUGCGUCGUCCCGUGCGCUGUAUGCUCGAUCGUGAUGAAGACAUGCUGAUCACUGGUACCCGUCAUCCCUUCCUUUUCAAGUACAAGGUGGGAUUCAGCAACGAGGGUCUCAUCACUGCCUGCGAUAUUGAAUGCUACAACAAUGCAGGGUGGUCCAUGGAUUUAUCCUUUUCGGUUCUAGAGCGUGCCAUGUGCCACUUUGAGAACUGCUAUCGUAUUCCUAAUGUACGCGUUGGUGGUUGGGUGUGCAAGACGAAUCUGCCUUCAAAUACCGCCUUCCGUGGAUUUGGUGGUCCCCAGGGCAUGUUUGCUGGUGAACACAUCAUUCGAGAUGUGGCCCGUGUUGUGGGAAGAGAUGUUUUGGAUGUGAUGCGUUUGAAUUUCUAUAAAACCGGCGACUACACGCACUACAAUCAGCAGCUGGAACGUUUUCCCAUUGAACGUUGCUUCCAGGAUUGCAUUAAGCAGUCGCAUUAUCACCAGAAGCACGAAGGGAUUCAGCGUUUCAAUGCAGAGCAUCGCUGGCGCAAGCGUGGCAUCGCUUUGGUGCCCACCAAGUUUGGUGUCGCAUUCGGUGUGAUGCAUUUGAAUCAGGCGGGUGCUUUGAUUAAUAUCUAUGGUGAUGGUUCGGUGUUGUUGUCCCACGGUGGCGUUGAAAUCGGACAAGGCUUGAACACCAAAAUGAUUCAGUGUGCGGCGCGUGCUUUGGGCAUUCCCAUUGAGCUGAUACACAUCUCCGAAACAGCCACAGACAAAGUACCAAAUACGUCACCAACAGCUGCCAGUGUGGGAUCCGAUUUGAAUGGCAUGGCAGUGUUGGAUGCUUGUGAGAAGAUCAACAAACGCUUGGUUCCCAUAAAGGAGGCGUUACCAACGGGCACCUGGAAGGAGUGGAUCAACAAGGCGUAUUUCGAUCGUGUCAGCCUCUCGGCAACUGGUUUCUACGCCAUUCCCAACAUUGGCUAUCAUCCAGAGACAAAUCCAAACGCACGCACCUACAAUUACUUUACGAAUGGCGUGGGUAUCUCAGUGGUGGAAAUUGACUGCUUGACUGGUGACCAUCAAGUGAUUAGCACUGAUAUUGUAAUGGAUAUUGGUUCCAGCAUUAAUCCAGCCAUUGAUAUUGGUCAGAUUGAGGGCGCCUUUAUGCAGGGCUAUGGACUGUUCACACUGGAAGAACUGAUGUAUUCGCCACAAGGCAUGCUUUACUCCCGCGGUCCUGGAAUGUAUAAGUUGCCCGGUUUUGCCGAUAUACCCGGCGAAUUUAAUGUCAGUCUGCUGACCAAUGCGCCAAACCCACGUGCCGUUUAUUCCUCAAAGGCUGUUGGUGAACCUCCGCUUUUCAUUGGUUGCUCCGUAUUCUUUGCUAUCAAGGAGGCAAUUGCAGCAGCUCGAGCGGAGCAGAAUUUAAGCGCACACUAUGAACUGGAGGCUCCUGCAACCUCCGCACGUAUACGCAUGGCUUGUCAGGAUAAAUUCACCAAAAUGCUUAAGAUGCCAGAAGUGGGCACCUACACACCAUGGAAUAUUGUGCCAUAGGAAUAUACUUAUGCUAGUUUAAAGAAUAUGUUAUUUGUUUCACAAAAUACUUACUUGUACAGUAGAAAUCGCUUAUUAUUAGACAUUAUCAAUGCGAGGUCA